AUGUCGUUAGAAUCGGUAAACGAAAAAGGCUUGACAGUAUUCUUUAAUUCAUUUCCUUUGCCUCCAUGCAGGGAACGUCCAGGUGCCACAGAUUGUGCUGCUCUUUCAUGGUUCUCGCAUCAACAUCUGGGCGGUUCUUCGUUGGUAGAGGUGACGCCUACUCAUCCGGAAUCCAAUGCAGAUCUCUCUGGCAGUUCUAUUCCUCUUUCGACCAUCUUGACUCCCACUACCUCUGCAAUUGUGGGUAAUAAUAGUCUGGCAGAACACUUUACAUUCUCUAAUUCGGUCACAGAUUCCAGCGAUCAUUGCCCUUCGCAGGCUUCUCCUUGUCUCUCUGGCGGGACCAAGCCCCAGGCUACUGAAGGUUCGGCGCAUCAAGCCACGGAGGACAGGACCUAA
This is a messenger RNA of Protopolystoma xenopodis, 399 nucleotides long. Lineage: Eukaryota; Metazoa; Platyhelminthes; Monogenea; Polystomatidea; Polystomatidae. The record is from the annotation of a GenBank genome assembly.